AUGUGUGCUGGGGAACCGGGUUCGGAACCGGUACCGACAGACUCUACCUUCAGUGAAGCCGAGAAUGAGGAGAGACUUGGUUCGGAACCGGUACCGACAGCCUCUACCUUCAGAGAAAUCCAGAAUGAGGAGAGACUUGGUUCGGAACCGGUACCGACAGCCUCUACCUUCAGAGAAGCCCAGAAUGAGGAGAGACUUGGUUCGGAACCGGUACCGACAGCCUCUACCUUCAGAGAAGCCCGGAAUGAGGAGAGACUUGGUUCGGAACCGGUACCGACAGACUCUACCUUCAGAGAAACCCAGAAUGAGGAGAGACUUGGUUCGGAACCGGUACCGACAGACUCUACCUUCAGAGAAACCCAGAAUGAGGAGAGACUUGGUUCGGAACUGGUACCGACAGCCUCUACCUUCAGAGAAGCCUGGAAUGAGGAGAGACUUGGUUCGGAACCGGUACCGACAGCCUCUACCUUCAGAGAAGCCUGGAAUGAGGAGAGACUUGGUUCGGAACCGGUACCGACAGCCUCUACCUUCAGAGAAGCCUGGGAUGAGGAGAGACUUGGGAACAAGUGCCAAAGAAAAUGCCCAGGAGUUUUUUCUCCCGUAACCCCUGCCAAAGUUGUUUGUUACGUGACCAUACUUAUAGCCCUACUUGCAACCGUGGUUGUACUUUCCGUUCUUUUGGCAGUUUUAGGAAGAAACACAGAGUACAUUCCGUGUGUUACCUGCCCAGAAGGAUGGAUCGGAUUUGGGAGUAAGUGCUUUUAUUUUUCUGAAGACUCAAGGAAUUGGACAUUCAGCCAGAUGUUCUGUGCCUUGUUAGAUGCUGGUCUUGCUCAGUUUGAAACCAAGGAGGAGCUGAAUUUCCUGAGAAGAUACAAAGGCCCUCCUGAUCACUGGAUUGGCCUUAGCAGAGAAUCACCACAUCACAUUUGGCAGUGGACAGACACCAGUGCCUAUAACGCCACGUUUGCCAUCACAGGAGUUGGGGAAUAUGCCUACCUGAGUGACAACGGAAUUAGCAGCGCCAGGAACUACACAGAAAGGAACUGGAUUUGUAGCAAGGUGAAUAUUAAGUAGUCAGAUAAGAGGGGACACUGGGCAGAUUUGUCGGGGAGAGGGAGGAUGGUCUGCAAGAUGGUAUCAUCCCUGCUCCUACUU
Messenger RNA from Vicugna pacos (alpaca), 1158 nucleotides. Lineage: Eukaryota; Metazoa; Chordata; Mammalia; Artiodactyla; Camelidae. The record is from RefSeq and is a predicted model, not a curated record.